This is a messenger RNA of Staurois parvus, 475 nucleotides long. NCBI's taxonomy places the organism in Eukaryota, Metazoa, Chordata, Amphibia, Anura, Ranidae. The record is from the annotation of a GenBank genome assembly.
AUGGGCCCCUGUACCGCCUCCUCAUGCUGCUGCCAGGCCCGUAAUCUGCCAUGGGCCCCCGUACCUACUCCUCAUGCUGCUGCCAGGCCCGUAAUCUGUCAUGGGCCCCUGUACCGCCUCCUCAUGCUGCUGCCAGGUCCAGAGUGUGUCAUGGGUCCCUGUACGGCCUCCCAUUGCUGCUGUCUCUAUCGCCACACUCUGCCAUGUGCCACUUUCAGGUCUCCUCACACUGCUGGUGGUUUCCAUUUUUGUCAUAGGGUGCUGUAUGGCCUCCCAUUGCUGCUGCCUCCACCGCCACGCUGUGGCUCCACACUCUGGUUUUGGCCCCGUGACUGCCCAAAUGAGUGAAGUGUGCGGUGAUUCUAAGAUCGACGGCACUCAUCUGCAUGUCAUACUGACUGUCAGUAUUAUUUCUCUUCCCCAGCAGACUCCAAGGACAUUUAAAUUAAAGGUACAGUGUUCUGCACUAAUAUAA